Molecule: messenger RNA, 3431 nt
Organism: Ictalurus punctatus (channel catfish)
Lineage: Eukaryota; Metazoa; Chordata; Actinopteri; Siluriformes; Ictaluridae
Gene: sec14l8
Product: SEC14-like lipid binding 8
Exons: 12
Coding region: 98-1327 (409 amino acids)
Cellular component (GO): cytoplasm
Source: RefSeq, a predicted model, not a curated record
GAAUCUGACUGCGCGCGCAUGUGUGUGUGUGUGUGUGUGUGAAGCCGUCUCGCAGUGCCGUUCAUUUCGGCUUAUUCAGUCCGUGUAUUAAGGGGAGAUGAGCGGCAGGGUUGGAGAUCUGAGCGUGAAACAGGCCGAGGCUCUGGCGCAGUUUCGGGAAAGGGUCCAGGAUGUCUUGCCACAGUGUCCGUCUCAGAGCGACCAUUUCUUACUGCGUUGGCUUCGAGCCAGAAAUUUCAACCUGCAAAAAGCUGAAGCAAUGCUUCGUAAGCAUUUGGAGUUCCGAAAACAGAUGAAGGCCGACACGAUCACUACUGACUGGAAGCCUCCAGAGGUUUUAGAGAAGUUUUUCUCAGGAGGAAUGUGUGGCUACGACCGAGAGGGCAGCCCUGUGUGGUACGACGUUAUCGGGCCGGUUGAUCCCAAAGGCCUCCUUCUCUCUGCCUCUAAGCAGGACUUCAUGAAGACAAAAGUACGAGAUUGUGAGAUUCUGCAGAAGGAAUGCAGCUUACAGAGUGAAAGGUUGGGUAAAAAUGUGGAGUCCAUCACUAUGAUCUAUGAUUGUGAAGGUUUGGGCCUGAAGCAUCUAUGGAAGCCUGCUAUAGAAACAUAUGGAGAGGUUUUGACCAUGUUUGAAGACAACUAUCCUGAAGGACUCAAGAGAUUAUUAAUUAUAAAAGCACCCAAACUGUUUCCUGUGGCGUAUAAUCUGGUGAAGCACUUUCUGAGUGAAGACACUCGCCACAAGAUCAUGGUUCUGGGGUCCAACUGGCAGGAGGUGCUAAAGAAACUCAUUGACCCUGAGGAGCUCCCAGCCAUGUAUGGGGGAAAACUGACGGAUCCUGAUGGUGACCCGCGCUGCAGGACCAGGAUUAAGCAGGGUGGCCUGGUGCCCCAGUCCUACUACGCACGGGAUUUUAUUAAGAUGGAGUACGACCAGUGUGUGUCUAUCAGCCGCGGCUCCUCCCAUCAGCUCGAGUACGAGGUCCUCGCUCCAGGCUGUGUGCUUAGGUGGCAGUUCUGCUGUGAUGGUGGGGAUGUAGGUUUUGGGGUCUUUAUGAAGAAGAAACUGGGGGAAUGGAUGAAGGCAAGCCAGAUGCAGGAGGUCUUGGUCAGUCAGCGCUACAACGCACACCUCGUACCUGAGGACGGAUCUCUCACCUGCACUGAGCCUGGAGUGUACGUGCUACGAUUUGACAACACCUACAGCAUCUUCCAGUCCAAAAAAGUCAGCUUCUCUGUGGAAGUCCUCUUGCUCAGCAACGACAGCCAAUCACAGCCUGAGACGAGCAGGACGCCCGGACGGGAUGUCCCGAGUGAUCAGUGAGGUGUGAUUCUCUACCUGCCUGUUUAGAGACUGUCCGGCAGAGCAACCAGUACUUGAAAUGGCCUGUCUCAUGCACAGUAUUUUCCAGAAAAAAAGGUUUUGGAACUGUAAUUAUUGUUCUGUAAAAAUGCUGCUCAUGGGAAGAGAACAGUGAGGUCUUUGCUGAAGACGAUGUCAAUUCAUUGGAACCUAGUUUAAGGGAAUAGCUGCACAACCCAUAGUAUUAAUACAUAGUAUUAAGUUUCCUUCAACAUUUACCUUUUCCAACAGAAUCUAGCUCAUGUCAGUUUCGUGUUUGGUGUCUGAAUGCUUUGCUUUGGUACUUUACCAAGAGCCAGUUAACUUAAGACUUACACGAAUAUAUGUAAGGAAGCGCAAGCACUUAGUGUUAUUACUUAUGGAUGAUACAGUAUUGUGCAAAAGCUAAUUUCCUUAUAAAACUGCACAAAUUGUACCUGAGACUACCAGUAUUUUUUUUUUAAAGCAAAGAGUUAUCAUGCCAAAUAUUGACUUAGUUUAUUACUGUGUACUGUGCUUUAUAGUAUUUUUUUAAUGUAGUAAUGUUUAGUUUUAUUAUUUUUAAAGGCAUAUUUGCUAUAGAGCAUUUCUUUGCAGACUUUUGCACAGUACUUUAUAUAUAACUAUCUAUUUUGAUAGAGAUGAUAAUCAUAUACUUCCAUUGUAUUUGUGUUAAUAAUAAAUAAUAAUCAUAUAUAUAUCCAGUUAAAAAAAAAAAAAAAAACCAUUCAUCUUCAGUAAGUGCUUUACCCAGGUCAGGGUUGCGGUGAAUUCAGAGCCUAUCAUGGGAAUCUUGGGCGAAGUACACACACAUGCUCAUACUAGGAGCAGUUUAGUGUUUAACCAAUGCAAAUACUGGCAUGUUUUUGGGAGGUGGGUGGAAACCCGUAGAACCUGGCGAAAAAUACCUUAGGUGGACAUGGGAAGAACAUGGGAAACUCUACACAGAUAGCAACCUGAGCUACAGUAAGGAUCGCGCUAAGAGCCUAGAGCCAUGAGGCGAUAACACUACCCGCUGAACUACCAUGCUGCCCAAGCUUAAAAAUGUUUAUUUAAAAAGACGCUGAAAUAAUAAAAAUAAGAAAAUAAAUAAAUAAAAUAAAAAGAAGAGUCUAAAUAACAUGGAUUCAGAGAAAACUUUAUACUUAUUGUCAAUCACUAGAUUUAGAUUUUAAUUUUUUUUUUUUUUUUUUGGUCUGAUUAUUUAUAAUUUUACAGCUUUAGACGAUUCGUUCCUUAACAGUGUGCAGCUUUAAUCGUUUCAUUUCUAACCUCUCCAAAAGGAAUCUUAAUUACUGCUGUUGAAAACAUUUUAUUGUAAAUUUGUUUGUAUAAACUAUUUUAAUAAUACCUUACUGAAGAUUUAUUAUAUCAUAAUCACCUAUACAGAGUAUAUAGUUGAGUGCAAAAGUUUGCAUAUUCUUAUGACAAAAUGAAGACAAGUGAAUGCUGAUUAUAACUGCAAGGCAUUUAGCCAGUUAGGUUUUAGAGAUUCCUUCAUCAUUCCAGGUAACAAAAAUUGUAAACUAGUGCAUGUGAAUAGGAAAAUUAAAAAAAGAUGUCAGUUUAAAGGUCUGCAUCCUAUUAAAAAUAAAAUUAUAUAUAUAAAUACAUACAUAUACACACACAUACACAUAUAUCCCCCAAUAGUUUGUAAUUUGUAUGUAUUUUCAUUUAAAAAUUUGUUACAAUUUUUCCUUUUGUUUUAUAUGUUGCCAUUGUUUUAAGACAGAGACAUUUUAUUUAGUUUUGGAGUUGGAUUUUUUUUGGGAGAAAAAACACAAAAGAGUGGUCCGUAUUCCUUUUUUAUCUAGAAACCAUGGAUGAUGCAAACUUGUGCAUUCAGCUGUCGUUUAAGAAAAAUUUAUUUAUUGCAUGUUUAAUUAAUUAAUGAAUGUUCUCUGUAUAUGGCUGUUCUAAUUUGUAAUUAAAUUAUUUGUAGAAGUGAUGUUUUGUUUGAUCUCAGGUGUCAGUUAUUGUCAUUACCUGCAUAUAAUGAGAAUGCUUAUUUGUAAACGAGUUUUUGUUAAUAGACUUUAACUGGAUGAAUUGCUUGAGUAAUCUGACCAGUAAACUUAUAUCAGUG